AUGGCCGACGUCUCUUCUUCCAUCGUCAAAGCUGAGGCCGCUCCUAUGAAUGGCGUUGCGAAGACCGCACCUGGCCCAGAGUCUGCCACUCCUCAGAAGACUGGCUAUGUCAACGCCACAACCCCUCAGUCUAGCUCAACUGAGGUUGCUUCUCCUGAGACCCAUGACAGUAACACCAAUAUAAUCUCUGGACCAGCCAGCAAGCCGUCUCGCCCACCACCAGAGCUCGAUGCUACCAUGGAAGAUCAUGUCCGAGACAUGAUGAACAAGGUUCGCAGAGUUGCGAAUGGCGGAGACAACCCGUUCAAGUCAGAAGAGGACAUCCGAGAAUUGACAUUGCUCGCCAACAACCUUGUCAAGCUUAUGAAUGCCGCCUACAUCGCUACGGACACUAUUGUUCGUGGUGUCGCCUACAUACAAGGCGGAAGCCAAGCACAUCCCAAGACCGCCAUGAAAUUCGCUAGACAAGAUCGCCGUGCACAUCUGGCUGCCGGGAAAGCUGCUGAACAUGCUCUUGCUGGCACUCCAAGUCAAGCUCCGGCAGAGACUGGCGCCAAAGACACUACUCAAGCUGUGACGAACAGAAAUGGGACAGAAGCGGCAGGUGACAGUGGCUCUAACAAGGAAAAUGCUGCGUCCGGCACUGAAGUCCAACAACAGAAUCCAAAAGCUCGUCAGAACAAGACCAGCAAGAAGAAGGGAUACUGGAGCAAUCGUCGCGCCCCCCGGGAAGCGCAAGGCAGUAAUCCUUCCAAGAUCCAAGAGAACAAGAUCAAAGGUCAAGCCGGUUGCGUGGAGGAUGCGAAGGACAGUGUUAGCAGCAAGGGUACAGCCAGGGAAUGA
This is a messenger RNA of Cladophialophora yegresii CBS 114405, 843 nucleotides long. RefSeq lists its product as uncharacterized. The transcript is spliced from 2 exons. NCBI's taxonomy places the organism in Eukaryota, Fungi, Ascomycota, Eurotiomycetes, Chaetothyriales, Herpotrichiellaceae. The record is from RefSeq and is a predicted model, not a curated record. Bases 1 to 843 code for a protein of 280 amino acids.